GUCAGUCGGUGGCUGUGACAGCUCGCAGUUGUUUGCUGUUUGCUGUGUGAAGUGGCAUUUUUGGAGCGCUCGUCGCCGUGAAACGUACGUGGCGCGGACAACCAAAGCGAACAGUGCAUUCGUGUUGGGCUCUUUGCCGAGCCAAUUUGUGAAAUCAGCGUCAAUCAUAAAGACAAAUCGCAAUUUGUGUAAAUUCUGCUGCUAAAAGCAAGCAUACAUAGACUGCCUGAAAUUAUAGCUACAUACUUGAAGGCUUAAACCAUUAGCCGAUUUACUAAAAAAUAUUGACAAGCGAGUUCUAAGUUGAGAACGCAUAGAAUCAGGCUAUAUUACUUGCUGGCUUUCAAGAGUGUGGGACAGCGAGUCGCUAUAUUUGACAGAAGAUAUAUUGAAGCUGCAGUAAUAAGUCAAAGCGACCGCAGAAGCAGCAGAGCAUAAAGUGGUCGACCAAUCGAGAGGAAACCGAACGGAGUAAGGAAAAAUAGAAAGACUAGCAGGCAAAAGACAACGACUUGGAGCAUUGAUAGGCGAAGAUGUGGCCGAGAAUGGGCACCGCUGGUCUUGCUGCCGGCGUCUUAUUGCUGCUGUGCGUCGUUAACAGCGUCAACUCCUUCUCAAAGUACGGACGCGGCUGCAACGACAUUGGCUGUCUGCCCAGUGAGGAGUGCGUCAUCACCAGCGACUCGUGCAGCUACACGCAGCGCGAGGGCAAGGACUGCGGCAGCUACCCGAAAUGUCAGAGGAAGUCCGGCUCCAGCUCUUCGUCGUCGGCGCCAGUUAAUCCGUCAGUGAGCACCGGCACCACGCACAACUCGUACAAUCCGAGCGCUCCGGUGCCCGAUCUUGGUGAUGGCAACAGUUUCAGUGGCGGCAGCAGCGGCAACGCCGGCGGUGGUUUCGGCGGCGGCGGUUCAGGUGGACACAGCCUCUAUCCUACUUUACCCAACAGCCCGCCAGCAGGCGCAUCGAACCCUUACGGCGGCUACCAGCCACAGCCGGGCGGAUAUCAGCCACCAGCAGGCGGUUACCAGCCAGGAGCUUAUCAGCCGGGUGGUUAUCAACCCGGUGGCUAUCAACCCGGCGGCUACCAACCCGGCGGCUACAAUCCCAAUACUGGCGGCAGCGGUGGCUACGUGCCAAAUGCACCGGGUUAUGGCGGCGGCAACGAGCCGCAGAAACCGAAAGACAAGGAAGGCGGCGGCUUCUUCUCCAGCUUCUUCUCCAAUCCGGCGGUGAGUCAGGCUGUAUCUGGUAUUAUUGCGGGCCAAAUUACGAAGAGCUUGCAAGGAGGCGGCGGCGGCGGUGGUGGUGCUAAUGGUGGAGCCAAUGGCGGUUACCAACCAAGUGGUGGCUAUCAACCGAGCGGUGGUUAUGGCGGUGGUGGCACCAGCUCAGGCAGUGGUUCAUCUGGCAGCAACAUUCUUGGGGGUCUACUAGGUGUGUUGGGUGGUGGUGGAGGCGGUACCAGCGCUGGAAGUAGCGGCAGCGCCAGUAAUUUCUUGGGUAGUCUUCUGAGCGGUGGCGGCAGCAGCAGUGGUGGUAGCAGUGGCGGUAGCAGUGCCAGCAAUUUCUUGGGCAGCUUGCUUAGUGGCGGCGGUGGCGGCAGCAGCAGCGCUAACCGUGCCGGCGGCAGCAAUCCGAUUAGCGAAAUCUUGGGCUCACGCAACUUUGGCGGUCUCUUCAGUGAGAAUCCAUCUUCCAGCUCCUCCGGAUCCUCCGGGUCAUCCGGGUACUCCUCGAGCUCUCAAGGCCCCAAAAGUUACCCCACUCAACCGCCAAUGAACUACUACGGUUAAUGUAAAGAAAAAGAGACGAGCCCCUUUUCAUUUAUACUCGUUUUGUCUUAAAAUCAAAUGAUAUUUUUAUUUUACUAACAGGGCAGCUAAGAUCUAUUUCAACUUACACCAAAUAAUAUAUACAUACAUACUCUAACUAACGUAGGCAAAAGAUAAUAAUUUUACUAGAGAAAAGCAUAAACCUAACGAUAAUCAAAGGGCAAGACACUUGCAGCCAUUCGCAAUUGAGAAAACUGUGGCUUGUGGCGCACAGAAAUGAGAAAAGCUGCGGCGAAGAGUCGUGUAUAUAUACUCGCGUAGUUAAUAAAGCAGUUUUUAUGCGUAGAAGAAACUAAUAAGUAAAGACGAAAGGAAAAUGUACUCAUAGUUCUUAGAGAGAAAACGAUUUUUUAACUGUAAAGCUAUAUUAUUUGAGAACCGCUGCAAUCACUCGCAAGCCGCUUGGCAAAGAUUGCUAACAAUAAUUUUACCAAUCAAUUAGUAUAUAACUUGUACAUAUAGAAGAAACAUAUAUACAAACAAAAACAAAACCAAAAUGUCUUUAUAGAAACGUUCACUUCAAUGCAAUAAAUUUUAAUUUUCAUAACUUCGAGCAUAAAUAAGAUAACUGGUUGAAUACCGAAGGAAUUCUGAAUUGUAAAUAUAAAGCUGAAAUCAAAUAAAUAAACGAAAUUAUAUAAAACAUA
Molecule: messenger RNA, 2482 nt
Organism: Bactrocera neohumeralis
Lineage: Eukaryota; Metazoa; Arthropoda; Insecta; Diptera; Tephritidae
Gene: Mnr
Product: loricrin
Exons: 6
Coding region: 534-1796 (420 amino acids)
Source: RefSeq, a predicted model, not a curated record